AUGCGCCAAACGCCCCAAUUUGUACUCUUGCCUACAAACCAUCCAACGAUUGUGCUAGUAUACGACGCUGGCGAUUCGUCAGCUGUCUGGUCCUUGGGGGACAAUGAUUUCUGCAAGGUGAAAUUGCGAGUCAAAGGCCAAACCCAUUCGGAAGCUUGGCAUACUCUAGAUGACAAUUGGAAACAUAGUUAUGUGCAUACUGUGGUAAAAGUUUGCGAAACUCUUGAGUGUUGGAAAGGCGAUAUGCUAGGAGACAUGGAUGGGGAAAAUAUUGCUGAGCAGUACCUUAUCAAGUAG
Messenger RNA from Penicillium vulpinum, 297 nucleotides. RefSeq lists its product as uncharacterized. The coding region runs from base 1 to 297 and encodes 98 amino acids. The transcript is spliced from 2 exons. NCBI's taxonomy places the organism in Eukaryota, Fungi, Ascomycota, Eurotiomycetes, Eurotiales, Aspergillaceae. The record is from RefSeq and is a predicted model, not a curated record.